GAGAGCUGACGCACGAGCUGGGACAGCGUAUUAUGGGCAUGAAUCAAAUAGGAUUGUGCGAUCCCAAAUCCAAUCCGGUCGAAUGGCUGAAGCACAUCUCGAAGCCACUUGAUUUCGACAAGAUCCAUAUCGAAUCUUUACAGAUUGCCCAAAAAACUCCCAAAGCCGGCCGAUGGUUCCUAAACUCUGCAGAGUUCAAAGACGACUGGCGUGAUGGCACCUUGCGGAAGCUGUGGUGUCAUGGCAUUCCCUGCAUCUACGUCUACUUCAACCACAGGCAACACCAAGACCAUUGCCUGACAAGACUGCUUUGUACCUUAAUACUUCAACUACUACAUGGCACCAAACACGUGUCAACCAAGAUUCAGGAAGCACACAGCGCUUGGAAGAGCAAUCAACAGAUGCCGUGUGAACGCGACUAUCUGAAAAUGCUCAAAUCCCAAGCAAAAAGCUUUAAGAGGAUCUUUUUCGUCGUAGACGCAUUGGAUGAAUGCCUAGACGACACGGAAGCCAACACAUUGAACAGCUUCUUAGAGGCCUGCCAAGAGCUCCCCGACAACUUUCGGCUGCUGUUUACUUCGCGGCCUGUCCCCAAGCUCUCAGCCCUGAUCAAGCCGGGCUGCGAACUCCCUAUUACCGCCAAUGAUGACGAAAUCAAUUCGUAUCUCCGUAAAUUCAUCGAAAGCCGUCCUCAACUAAACGGGAUAGUAGAAAAAGGCUGCAAGACAGACCCCUUGUUUAGGGAUAAGACUUUGGAGACCAUUGUUCAAAAGUCACAAGGAAUGUUUCUCCUUGCUCAUCUACAUAUUCAAUCCCUGGCUUCUACUCACAGCUUGGCCACCCACAACCUGGCCGAGUUUAGGAGCAGUUUGGCUCAGCUGUCCACAAGUCCAGAUGCCGUUUAUGCUACGGCUUUGGAGCGAAUUAAGAAGCAAGACAGGCCCCAGCGCCAGUUGGCGAUGAAAGCACUCAACUGGCUGGUACACGCAGAAAGGCAACUCAGCGUCGACGAGCUGGCACAUGCCCUUGCGAUCCACACUGGUGUGGAUGAGUCCAGGUCUGAGCCGUGGCAACUGCCCAAAGCCUCCGAAAUCAUCGGUAUUGAAGACGCCCUGAUAUCAGCAUGCGUCGGUAUCGUGGUCGUUCUCCCAGCUACGGACAACAAGAAAACCGUUCGUUUGAUUCACGCAACCGCCGAGGAGUAUAUAAAGAGAAACCAGGCGAUUGGUUUUCCCAAUGAAGAGGCGAUGUCAACGUCAAUGCUGACGAGGACCUGUCUUGACUGUCUCACAAGGAUACCAUUGAGCAUCGGAAGUCCACCCGAGUCAAGUGUGGAUGACAUUUGCCAACAAUACCCUCUCUUCAGGUACGCCGCAAAUUUUUGGGGCGUCCAUCUGGACCAAACAACGAGUUCCAAGGGAGACCUGUACAAGCUGGCCUGGCGUUUCGUCUCGGACAAACCCAAGCUAGACACGGCGAUGCACGCCAUGUCUGACCCCCGGAUCUCGCACGAAGCAAACGUUUCCGCAGUGCAUAUUGCCGCCUUCUUUGGCCUCGAGAGGCUGGUCAGAAAGGCGAUUUCAAACAACAAAAAGGUCAACUUCAACGCGCAGACCAAACGCGGAGAGACGCCGUUGUAUUGGGCCGUAACUCACGGGCGCCGGUCUUUUGCGGAGUUCCUCAUCCAAGAGGGCGCCGAGCUGAACGUCCCAAACGUCGAAAAGCGGACGGCCCUGCACAAGGCAAUCAUGGCAGGAGACAGAAAUUUGAUGGAAGUGAUUCUGUCCUCUGGAAGUCUGAACCUCGAGCUCGAGGAUUCCGAGGGCUACACUUGUCUGAGAUGGGCGGCCAGAUACGGACAGCUCAAGACCGUAGAGGCGCUGCUAAAGAGUGGAGCGGACGUGAACGCGGCGGACAAAGACAGCUACACGGCUUUGCGAUGGGCAGCCCACGAGGGCUACAAGCCCAUCAUCAAGUCUCUUGUGCACCACGGGGCGUCCGUUAAGACCUCGGGUCGCGACAGUUGGACCCUACUCAACUGGGCGGCGCAGGAGGGGCAAGACGACAUGGUCAAGUUUCUUGUCAAAUGCCGCGUUGACCUCGACUCGACGGACGCCGACGGCUUCACAGCCUUGCGUUGGGCAAUGAAGUACAACCGCUCAACAACUGCGUGGCUGCUGAUACAGGCUCGAGCGGACGUCAACAAGCCGGACAACCAAGGCACGCAGCCGCUCCACGCGGCAGUGCAGAGCUGCUGCGGCCCGGACAGCAGCAAGGCCUCGAUGAACCUUCUGUGGCUGCUGUUGGAGAACAAGGCCAACGUCAACGCGCAGGCCGGUAAGCUUGGCCAGACACCUCUACACCUUGCCGCCGUGGGCGGAAGCAGCUCUGUCGUAUGGCUGCUCCUGGAGAACGGGGCGGAUCCGAGGCGACUGGAUUCCAAGAACCGCACGGCGCUUCACUGCGCCAUAACGAGCAAGAUUGUGGCGGUCUGUCGGACACUGCUUCAAAGAGACGGUGACUACCUCGUUCACGCCGUGGAUCAACACGGGCUCACCCCGCUUCAUACCGCCGCGCUGGGAGGGAACAGUGCCAUUGUCAGCCUGCUGCUGGAGAACGGGGCGGAUCUGAGACGCGUCGAUUCGAACCGACGCACAGCUCUCCACUGUGCCAUCCAGGGCGAACAUGCGGAAGUCUGUAAAACUCUGAUCCAGCGAGGCGGCAACUAUCUCGUGCUCGCGGUAGAUGACGAGAAGCGGUCCCCCUUGCAUCACGCGGCGUCUUGGGGCAAUCUCGCCAUCGUCGGCAUGCUCCUGGACCACCAAGCACCCAUCGACAGCCAGGACAGCAAAGGACUUACGGCUCUGCACGUGGCGGUUUCCCAAGGGUACGAGAAGGUCGUUGAGCUCCUGCUGCAGAGAGGGGCCGGCAUGCACAUCGCCAUUGCCAAGCGGAAGAGGACGGCGAUGCACAUUGCGGCAACCUUGGGGCAUCUGGAGAUUGUCGAGACGCUGUUGCGGCAUGGCGCGGUAGUGGACGCGCGGGAUAGCAGAGGGGAGACGCCGUUGCACCUCGCAGACGCCCACGGCCACAGGAUGGUCAAGAAGUUGCUGGUCAAGCGUGGAGCCGACGUUCAGUGUCUGAAUCGCAGAGACUCGACACCAUGGUUUCUGAAAGCCAUGCCCAAGGAAGCAGGAGUAACUGACACGAUCCUCCCGGUGGUUGAAGAUGAGAGGGUCGGACUGAACGGGGCUCCCAUCCAGGAGGAAGUGAAAAGCUGGUGGAAAGGGGACAAACGGUUUGCGGCCCGGGUAGAAGAUGAGUAG
Colletotrichum destructivum is the source of this 3326-nucleotide messenger RNA. RefSeq names its product Putative P-loop containing nucleoside triphosphate hydrolase. The record is from RefSeq and is a predicted model, not a curated record. Lineage: Eukaryota; Fungi; Ascomycota; Sordariomycetes; Glomerellales; Glomerellaceae. Gene Ontology annotation, molecular function: protein binding. Gene Ontology annotation, biological process: protein localization to ciliary inversin compartment. The transcript is spliced from 4 exons. Gene Ontology annotation, cellular component: ciliary inversin compartment. Bases 33 to 3326 code for a protein of 1097 amino acids.